CUUUGACGUUUCGGCUUAGUUCUUUCUUUUGGGUUUUUAUGGUUCACCAUGCGGGAAUAUCUUCCUGAACGUUAAAAAUCUAUAAAAGAGUGAAAAUUCUAAAAAUCGCAUUCUAUUUCAUACAUUCACGAAUAGCGACAUUAAAUACAGCAACGUUCAAGAAAGCACGAUCUUAUAUGUGACUACAGUGUUGGAGGUUAUGAGAAAGUAAACAUGGGUGAAAUGAAAGCGAGCAACGAUAUUUGCAAGACGAUAGCGAUCCGGUACAGAUUCGUCUACGAAAACGUGGGCGGAGGGGAACCCGAAUUGAAAUUCCUGCACCAUCCGCUAAUUAAAUUAAAAGUCGACCCACCCGUAACUCCCGAAAAUAAAGAAAACGUUCCCGAGAAUGUCGAGUACGAAGACGAUGUCGAUUACUUGAGAAGCUUGGACCCGAAAGAAUGGAAAAGCCAAGACCACUAUAAAGUAUUGGGAAUCCCGAAUUUGAGGUACAAAGCUUCAGAAGAUAUCAUUAAAACCGCUUAUCGUAAGAAAGUAUUAAAACACCAUCCCGACAAACGGAAAGCGUUGGGCGAAGAGAUUAAAACCGACGAUGACUAUUUCACCUGUAUCACAAUGGCUUACGAGACCUUGGGGAAUUUGGCUAAGAGGAGAGCGUACGAUUCCGUAGAUCCACAUUUCGACAACGGUAUACCCAGCACUAGUGAUAUAAAGAAAGACUUUUACAAGAUAUUCGAGUAUUACUUUGAAUUGAAUUCCCGUUGGUCCGAACGUCGGGUUGUUCCGAAGUUAGGCGAUUCCGGUUCUACACGAGCCGAAGUAGAACAUUUCUAUUCGUUCUGGUACGACUUCAAAUCCUGGAGGGAGUACUCGUACGAAGAUGAGGAGGACAAAGAUAAAUGCCAGGACAGAGACGAACGAAGGUAUGUGGAUAAAUUGAACAAAGCGGAAAGGCUUAGGAAAAAGAAGGAAGAAAUGUCUAGGAUCCGUCAACUAGUUGAUCUAGCUUACAACAACGAUCCCAGAAUCGCUAAAUUCAAGCAGGACGACAAAGAGAAGAAAAUGGCGGCCAAAAGGGCCAAACAAAGCGCCGCCCAGGCCAAGAAAGACGAGGAAGAAAGGCUCCUGAAAGAGGCCCAAUUGGCCAAAGAGCAAGCGGAACAGGCCGAACGGGCGCGCAUCGAAGCCAAGAGACAGGAACGCGAGGUGCAGAAGAAAGCCCUGAAGAAAGAAAGGAAAAACCUUAGAGACAUCUGCAAAGCCAACAACUAUUACUCGGAUAAUUCCGAUCAAAAUUUAGCGCAUAUGACGGCCUUAGAAAGCAUUUGCGAACGUCUCUCUCUAGCCGAAUUGGAGGACCUUAAUAAGAAUCUAAAAAACAACGGUAAAUCGGCCUUUAUGAAAGCUUACAAAGAAAACGAAGCUAGUCUCGAGAAAGAGAGAUUAGAGGUACUUAAUGCGUCCAAACAGAAGACAACCGUAGACAAUAACACACCCACCGUUGUAAUGGUGACGCCUGAAUGGAACGAAGACAACAUCCAACUGUUAGUCAAAGCCGUGAAUCUAUUCCCGGCCGGAACGAACCAACGAUGGGACGUCGUAGCCAAUUUCAUCAACCAGCACGGAGUUUUCUCUCAAAACACCAGCAAAUUCAACGCCAAAAUGGUGCUGGCCAAGGCGAAAGACCUCCAAAACGCCGAUUUCUCCAAGAACAAUCUCAAAGAGGUGGCCAACAAGCAAGCCUUCGACAACUUCAAAAAAGACAAGAAACCCGUGCUGAACAUCGACGACGGCGGCAUUUCCAAGAAAAUGGACGAAGUCAGCAUAUCGGAAAACGGCGAGAAAUCGAAGAAGAUCAUUUCGAACGGCGACCUGAAACCCAAAGCGGACGUCCCGUGGACCACUUCGGAGCAACAGCUGCUCGAGCAGGCCCUGAAAACCUAUCCGGCCUCCACUGCGGAGAGAUGGGACAGAAUAGCCGAGUGCAUACCGAACCGAUCGAAAAAAGACUGCAUGAAGAGAUAUAAGGAUUUAGUGGAGACCAUCAAAGCGAAAAAGGCCGCCCAGGCUUCCGUCGCGACGAAAUGACACGCCAGAAUGUUAUAGGAUAUCCAAAUGUAUAUUUAUUUAGCAAUAAUACAAAAUAGCCACUCAUCUUUCAUUUGUUAUUCGAUUAAAGAUCUUUGACUUUA
Molecule: messenger RNA, 2192 nt
Organism: Phyllotreta striolata
Lineage: Eukaryota; Metazoa; Arthropoda; Insecta; Coleoptera; Chrysomelidae
Source: the annotation of a GenBank genome assembly